Molecule: messenger RNA, 2763 nt
Organism: Trichoderma reesei QM6a
Lineage: Eukaryota; Fungi; Ascomycota; Sordariomycetes; Hypocreales; Hypocreaceae
Gene: xyr1
Product: xylanase regulator 1
Exons: 4
Coding region: 1-2763 (920 amino acids)
Biological process (GO): DNA-templated transcription; regulation of DNA-templated transcription
Molecular function (GO): DNA binding; DNA-binding transcription factor activity, RNA polymerase II-specific; zinc ion binding
Source: RefSeq, a predicted model, not a curated record
AUGUUGUCCAAUCCUCUCCGUCGCUAUUCUGCCUACCCCGACAUCUCCUCGGCGUCAUUUGACCCGAACUACCAUGGCUCACAGUCGCAUCUCCACUCGAUCAACGUCAACACAUUCGGCAACAGCCACCCCUAUCCCAUGCAGCACCUCGCACAGCAUGCGGAGCUUUCGAGUUCACGCAUGAUAAGGGCCAGUCCGGUGCAGCCAAAGCAGCGCCAGGGCUCUCUUAUUGCUGCCAGGAAGAAUUCAACGGGUACUGCUGGGCCCAUUCGGCGGAGGAUCAGUCGCGCUUGUGACCAGUGCAACCAGCUUCGUACCAAGUGCGAUGGCUUACACCCAUGUGCCCAUUGUAUAGAAUUCGGCCUUGGAUGCGAAUAUGUCCGAGAGAGAAAGAAGCGUGGCAAAGCUUCGCGCAAGGAUAUUGCUGCCCAGCAAGCCGCGGCGGCUGCAGCACAACACUCCGGCCAGGUCCAGGAUGGUCCAGAGGAUCAACAUCGCAAACUCUCACGCCAGCAAAGCGAAUCUUCGCGUGGCAGCGCUGAGCUUGCCCAGCCUGCCCACGACCCGCCUCAUGGCCACAUUGAGGGCUCUGUCAGCUCCUUCAGCGACAAUGGCCUUUCCCAGCAUGCUGCCAUGGGCGGCAUGGAUGGCCUGGAAGAUCACCAUGGCCACGUCGGAGUUGAUCCUGCCCUGGGCCGAACUCAGCUGGAAGCGUCAUCAGCAAUGGGCCUGGGCGCAUACGGUGAAGUCCACCCCGGCUAUGAGAGCCCCGGCAUGAAUGGCCAUGUGAUGGUGCCCCCGUCGUAUGGCGCGCAGACCACCAUGGCCGGGUAUUCCGGUAUCUCGUAUGCUGCGCAAGCCCCGAGUCCGGCUACGUAUAGCAGCGACGGUAACUUUCGACUCACCGGUCACAUCCAUGAUUACCCGCUGGCAAAUGGGAGCUCGCCCUCAUGGGGACAAAGCGAUUUGCGAUAUCCUGUGCUUGAGCCUCUGCUGCCUCACCUGGGAAACAUCCUCCCCGUGUCUUUGGCGUGCGAUCUGAUUGACCUGUACUUCUCCUCGUCUUCAUCAGCACAGAUGCACCCAAUGUCCCCAUACGUUCUGGGCUUCGUCUUCCGGAAGCGCUCCUUCUUGCACCCCACGAACCCACGAAGGUGCCAGCCCGCGCUGCUUGCGAGCAUGCUGUGGGUGGCGGCACAGACUAGCGAAGCGUCCUUCUUGACGAGCCUGCCGUCGGCGAGGAGCAAGGUCUGCCAGAAGCUGCUCGAGCUGACCGUUGGGCUUCUUCAGCCCCUGAUCCACACCGGCACCAACAGCCCGUCUCCCAAGACUAGCCCCGUCGUCGGUGCUGCUGCCCUGGGAGUUCUUGGGGUGGCCAUGCCGGGCUCGCUGAACAUGGAUUCACUGGCCGGCGAAACGGGUGCUUUUGGGGCCAUAGGGAGCCUUGACGACGUCAUCACCUAUGUGCACCUCGCCACGGUCGUCUCGGCCAGCGAGUACAAGGGCGCCAGCCUGCGGUGGUGGGGUGCGGCAUGGUCUCUCGCCAGAGAGCUCAAGCUUGGCCGUGAGCUGCCGCCUGGCAAUCCACCUGCCAACCAGGAGGACGGCGAGGGCCUUAGCGAAGACGUGGAUGAGCACGACUUGAACAGAAACAACACUCGCUUCGUGACGGAAGAGGAGCGCGAAGAGCGACGGCGAGCAUGGUGGCUCGUUUACAUCGUCGACAGGCACCUGGCGCUCUGCUACAACCGCCCCUUGUUUCUUCUGGACAGCGAGUGCAGCGACUUGUACCACCCGAUGGACGACAUCAAGUGGCAGGCAGGCAAAUUUCGCAGCCACGAUGCAGGGAACUCCAGCAUCAACAUCGAUAGCUCCAUGACGGACGAGUUUGGCGAUAGUCCCCGGGCGGCUCGCGGCGCACACUACGAGUGCCGCGGUCGUAGCAUUUUUGGCUACUUCUUGUCCUUGAUGACAAUCCUGGGCGAGAUUGUCGAUGUCCACCAUGCUAAAAGCCACCCCCGGUUCGGCGUUGGAUUCCGCUCCGCGCGGGAUUGGGACGAGCAGGUUGCUGAAAUCACCCGACACCUGGACAUGUAUGAGGAGAGCCUCAAGAGGUUCGUGGCCAAGCAUCUGCCAUUGUCCUCAAAGGACAAGGAGCAGCAUGAGAUGCACGACAGUGGAGCGGUAACAGACAUGCAAUCUCCACUCUCGGUGCGGACCAACGCGUCCAGCCGCAUGACGGAGAGCGAGAUCCAGGCCAGCAUCGUGGUGGCUUACAGCACCCAUGUGAUGCAUGUCCUCCACAUCCUCCUUGCGGAUAAGUGGGAUCCCAUCAACCUUCUAGACGACGACGACUUGUGGAUCUCGUCGGAAGGAUUCGUGACGGCGACGAGCCACGCGGUAUCGGCUGCCGAAGCUAUUAGCCAGAUUCUCGAGUUUGACCCUGGCCUGGAGUUUAUGCCAUUCUUCUACGGCGUCUAUCUCCUGCAGGGUUCCUUCCUCCUCCUGCUCAUCGCCGACAAGCUGCAGGCCGAAGCGUCUCCAAGCGUCAUCAAGGCUUGCGAGACCAUUGUUAGGGCACACGAAGCUUGCGUUGUGACGCUGAGCACAGAGUAUCAGCGCAACUUUAGCAAGGUUAUGCGAAGCGCGCUGGCUCUGAUUCGGGGCCGUGUGCCGGAAGAUUUAGCUGAGCAGCAGCAGCGACGACGCGAGCUUCUUGCACUAUACCGAUGGACUGGUAACGGAACCGGUCUGGCCCUCUAA